Panonychus citri (citrus red mite) is the source of this 2562-nucleotide messenger RNA. Its product is annotated as leucine-rich repeat-containing protein 15-like. Lineage: Eukaryota; Metazoa; Arthropoda; Arachnida; Trombidiformes; Tetranychidae. Gene Ontology annotation, cellular component: extracellular matrix. Gene Ontology annotation, molecular function: protein binding. The record is from RefSeq and is a predicted model, not a curated record.
UUAAAUCAUUUCUGCAAAUAUCUUCUCUUGAUGAAUCUCAGCAACGAUAUGAAUCAAUUCAAUCAUCUUCAUCUCCAUCAUCAUUAUCAGUGUCACUUCGUCCAAUUAAUUAUGAUAUUGAUUCCAAAUCAUCAAAACCUUCAAUCAAAGUAACUCGUGAUCUCUGUCCUUUAAUGGACUCUAAUGGAACCUCUUUGGGCUGUUCGUGUUACCAGUUUACCGAUGGACUUUACGUCGAAUGCCCAUCAACCGAUAUCGAGGCCAUUGCAACGACACUUCGUCUUCUUUCCAGUCCAGUUAAAUCAUUAACCAUUUACAAUCUUAAUGGAAACAUUACCUUUCUACCUUCAAGUGUAUUUACCAAUUCAACAAUUGAAUCGAUUCACAUAUCAUUUACUUCAUUGUCCAAUUUAUCUGAUUCUGUUUUCCAUGGACUUUCAGGUUGCCUUAGGUCACUUUCUCUGGUUAAUUCUAAAUUAAAGGUGUUACCUCAAUCCUCUCUAGCAGGCCUUCGAAGUCUAACAACACUUGACCUUGAGGCCAAUGAAAUCGAUGAGAUUGAAAGUUAUACAGCUUAUGGUCUUCCUCUGGAGACUCUCAAUCUUCAUGGAUUGUUUGUUAGUAUAAAUAAUAACAUGAAAGAAAAACAUUUUUGUGAUAAAUUGUUACUUCUAAAGGUAAACUACAUUCCAAUCAAGUUAAUUAGUUUCUAUCAUCAUGUGAUCAUCAUUUCAAUUCUGUUUAUACUUCCUGUUUCCAUGGAAAUUGUAUCAUCACCAUUUAAAUCAUUUCUGCAAAUAUCUUCUCUUGAUGAAUCUCAGCAACGAUAUGAAUCAAUUCAAUCAUCUUCAUCUCCAUCAUCAUUAUCAGUGUCACUUCGUCCAAUUAAUUAUGAUAUUGAUUCCAAAUCAUCAAAACCUUCAAUCAAAGUAACUCGUGAUCUCUGUCCUUUAAUGGACUCUAAUGGAACCUCUUUGGGCUGUUCGUGUUACCAGUUUACCGAUGGACUUUACGUCGAAUGCCCAUCAACCGAUAUCGAGGCCAUUGCAACGACACUUCGUCUUCUUUCCAGUCCAGUUAAAUCAUUAACCAUUUACAAUCUUAAUGGAAACAUUACCUUUCUACCUUCAAGUGUAUUUACCAAUUCAACAAUUGAAUCGAUUCACAUAUCAUUUACUUCAUUGUCCAAUUUAUCUGAUUCUGUUUUCCAUGGACUUUCAGGUUGCCUUAGGUCACUUUCUCUGGUUAAUUCUAAAUUAAAGGUGUUACCUCAAUCCUCUCUAGCAGGCCUUCGAAGUCUAACAACACUUGACCUUGAGGCCAAUGAAAUCGAUGAGAUUGAAAGUUAUACAGCUUAUGGUCUUCCUCUGGAGACUCUCAAUCUUCAUGGUAAUCAAUUUCAUCUUUACUUGAAUAUUCAUUUGGUGGCCUUGAGUUUCAUAACUAUGCCCAAACUCACAACUCUGUCUCUUUAUAACAAUAAGUUGACUUUUCUUGAAGAACGAACAUUUUUUACUCUGCUCGAUCUUGAAUCGAUUGAUCUAAGCCACAAUUCGCUUCGACUUCUUCCCUCCGAAUUAUUUGCAGGUUUAACUAAACUAAAGACGAUUGACAUUUCUCAUAACCAUCUUCACUCAAUCGAUUUUGGAACAUUUCAUAAUUUACCUUCACUAAGGGAACUUUAUCUUAAUCGAAACAAUUUGCUUCGAUUAAUCAACGAUACUUUUUGGAACUCAACUAACCUUUCAGUGCUUUGGUUAACCAAUAACGCGUUGACUGACAUUGAAUUUGGUACACUUUAUACUCUGCAACAUCUCAAUCAACUUCAUCUUUCAUUCAACUCGCUUCGAGCUAUACACCCAAAUCUUUUCAAAUACAACCAUGAACUUCGUUCCCUUUCACUUGACAACAAUUUAAUUGCAAAUAUUCAACCAGGAACUUUUCAGGAGCUAGUAGAGCUUCGUGAUCUCAGAUUACAACGGAACUUAUUGAAAAGUUCGAAAGGUGUUUUCUAUUCGUUCCCAAAUCUUCAGGAGCUUCAUCUUCAAAACAACCGAAUUGAGGUGAUUGAGAAUGAGGCACUGGCGAGUUUGGCUAAUCUUGAACUUCUCAACAUUCAGGGUAAUAAGUUGAUCGAAAUGUCUGAUUCUCUAUCCAAGUUUCCGUCCUCAUUGAAAUAUCUUCAACUCAAUAACAACACAAUCUACACUGUACACAAUGAUUCGUUAACAGGCCAGUCUGGACUCGAAAUCCUUUGGUUAAAUUGGAAUAAAAUUCAAAAGUUGACUAAACAAGUUUUCGCUUCGUGUUCAGGGUUACAAAAGUUGUAUCUCGAAAAUAACGAGAUCUCAUCAAUUGAAGUUGGAACAUUUGAAUCUCUAAACCAACUGAUUUACAUGAAUCUCUAAAACAAUAGCAGUAUCAUUAUUUCAUUUAGAGAUGUUCCGAUCUCAGAUUUUCAGUUAAUCGAUCGAUUCGAUCAAUUUCGAUUUUACAAAUUCGCAUUUCGAGGUCGAAAAAGGCUGAAAAUUUUCGUUCUCUUAUGUACACUGUCUAUUUUCA